Messenger RNA from Vigna angularis (adzuki bean), 2563 nucleotides. RefSeq names its product L-type lectin-domain containing receptor kinase VIII.1. The record is from RefSeq and is a predicted model, not a curated record. Lineage: Eukaryota; Viridiplantae; Streptophyta; Magnoliopsida; Fabales; Fabaceae. Gene Ontology annotation, biological process: protein phosphorylation. The transcript has a single exon. Gene Ontology annotation, molecular function: protein kinase activity; carbohydrate binding; ATP binding. Bases 68 to 2413 code for a protein of 781 amino acids. Gene Ontology annotation, cellular component: plasma membrane.
GAAAAAUAGAAAGCACUGUUGUACACAUUUUUUAAUUGUUAUUGUGAGGGUGAAACACAUAACCGUUAUGAGUGCGAGAAAGUGCAGACCCACCUCUCACACACUGUCUGCUCCACACUCUCCUUUGAAUUUUCUGCCAUUAUUAUUCCUUUGUUUCCUUCUUCCGUUGAACACUUUCCCCCAUACUUCUUUUCUGCAUUUGGAACCCAAUCAAUUAUACACAACGUCACAAAAACACACUCAGCACCAUUACUCCCACCCCUUCAAGGUAAUUAAACUCGUCAAGAACAAAGACAACAUCCUUAAUCAUUCUAACAACAUUACUUUCACUGUUUCCUCGGCAUCACCGAAUCAGACCACCCAUCUUCGUUCCCCAAUGCCGCCACCUCAAACGCCCUUCUUCAUCGUCUUUCUGUGUUUUCUCAAUGCCUGUUCUUCUGUCUUCGCCACCCAGUUUGACUUUGGAACCUUAACCAUGAGUACACUGAAACUUCUCGGCGAUGCCCAUUUGAACAACAACACCGUCAGCCUCACCGGUGACCCCGCCGUCCCAAACUCCGCUGCUGGCAGAGCGCUUUACUCCGACCCCAUCAGAUUCCGGCAACAAGGGUCCCCUUCUCUGGCGAGCUUCUCCACUUUCUUCUCCUUUUCUGUCACCAACCUCAAUCCAUCCUCCGUCGGCGGCGGCCUCGCCUUCGUCAUCUCGCCGGACUCCACCGCUGUCGGUGAUUCCGGCGGCUUCCUCGGUCUGCAAAACCCCGCCGCCGCCACAGGCGGUGGCGGCGGGUUCGUCGCUGUUGAAUUCGACACCCUGAUGGACGUGGAAUUCAGCGACAUUAAUGGAAACCAUGUGGGGUUGGACUUAAACAGCGUUGUUUCGGCUCAAGUUAGCGACUUGGGAAGCGUCGGAGUGGAUCUUAAAAGCGGUGACUCGGUGAACGCGUGGAUCGAGUACGAUGGAAGCAGCAAAGGGUUGCGCGUGUGGGUCUCGUACUCGACUGUGAGGCCGAAAGAUCCGAUUUUGAAGGUGGAUCUCGAUGUCGGUAUGUAUGUUAAUGAUUUCAUGUAUGUGGGGUUUUCUGGGUCUACCCAAGGUAGCACGGAGGUGCACAAUGUUGAGUGGUGGAGUUUCAAUUCCUCUUUCGAUUCCGCGGCGGCUCCUGCCACCAUGUCAGCACCCUCCGCCACUUCAGCACCUGAGCAGAAGGAAAGUAAGUCUUCUAGGAACGGUACUGUGGGGGCUGUUGCUGGGGUUGUGACUGCUGGUGCUUUUGUUCUUGCGCUCUUUGCUGGUGCAUUCAUUUGGGUGUAUUCUAAGAAGGUGAAGCGAAUGAAGAAAUUUGAUCAAUCUAUUGAGUCGGAGAUUAUUAGAAUGCCAAAGGAGUUUAGCUACAAGGAGCUGAAAUUUGCCACUAAGGGGUUCAGUGCUAAUAGGGUCAUUGGUCAUGGUGCUUUUGGGACCGUGUACAAGGGUGUGCUGCCUGAGAGUGGUGACACUGUUGCGGUGAAGAGGUGUAAUCAUAGUGGUCAAGGUAAGAGUGAGUUUUUGUCCGAGUUGUCUAUAAUUGGGAGUCUCAGGCAUCGGAAUCUGGUUCACCUUCAAGGUUGGUGCCAUGAGAAAGGUGAGAUUUUGUUGGUGUAUGACUUGAUGCCCAAUGGGAGUUUAGAUAAGGCUUUGUAUGAGGCUAGGAUGCCUUUGUCAUGGCCUCACAGGCUCAAAAUUUUGUUAGGUGUGUCAUCUGUGUUGGCCUACUUGCAUCACGAAUGUGAAAACCAGGUAAUUCAUAGGGACAUUAAGACUAGUAACAUUAUGUUAGAUGAAGGGUUCAAUGCUCGGUUAGGCGAUUUUGGUUUAGCAAGACAAACACAACAUGAUAAGUCUCCUGAUGCCACUGUGGCUGCCGGAACAAUGGGGUAUCUUGCCCCAGAGUAUGUUCUUACUGGUAGAGCAACUGAGAAAACUGAUGUGUUUAGCUAUGGUGCGGUGGUUCUUGAGGUGGCCUGUGGGAGGAGGCCUAUUGAGAAAGAUGCCGCUGCAAAUGGUAAAGUUGGGGUUAGCAGCAAUUUGGUGGAACGGGUUUGGAGUUUGCAUCAAGAAGGUAAGUUGCUAACGGCAGCUGAUCCAAGACUUGAAGGUGAGUUUGAAGAAGGGGAAAUGAGGAGGGUACUCUUAGUUGGGUUAGCUUGUUCACACCCAGAUUCAAUGGCAAGACCAACUAUGAGGGGUGCAGUUCAGAUGCUGCUUGGAGAGGCUGAAGUGCCUAUUGUCCCUAGAGCCAAACCGUCUACUAGUUACAGCACUUCUCACCUCUUAUUGAGCCUGCAAGAUAGUGAAUCUGACUGUAAUAAUGCUAUGAUCACCAUCUCUACCUCCUCUUCAGAGAACACCCUCAGUGACAGACAUAUACUCUGAUAGAAGUCUAGAGCUGGAAUCUUGCAAUUUUUUAAUUAUUUACCAAAAAUGUAGAUACACCGAUAUUUAUUCUUUGGUUCAUUUAUGUAAACGCCAAUAACAUUACAAUUAAAGGCCUUGAGAAAGGAAAGAAUUUUGGGGAUUGAGCAA